Messenger RNA from Drosophila guanche, 2504 nucleotides. RefSeq lists its product as uncharacterized. The transcript has 4 exons. Bases 133 to 2151 code for a protein of 672 amino acids. Gene Ontology annotation, molecular function: zinc ion binding. The record is from RefSeq and is a predicted model, not a curated record. Lineage: Eukaryota; Metazoa; Arthropoda; Insecta; Diptera; Drosophilidae. Gene Ontology annotation, cellular component: nucleus.
UUACAACACUAGACAUCUUUAAUGUGAUUUAUUUGCUAUUCUUUCAAAAGCCAACAAAACGCCACUGCACAGCUCAAAUCGGAGGAAUGUUUAUCCACUACAUAUAAAUAUAUGUAGGACUAUCGCAAUACCAUGGAGUUCUGCACAGAUUUCAGUAGCUGGGAUAGGGGCACCAUCGAGGCGUGCCGCACCUGCGGCACUUAUUUCGACAUCACCGAGGGUCUGAUUAAACCAAUAUUUCUCCCGACGGCCGGCGUAGAAGCAAAAUCUGAUGGGAUGGCUGAGAUCCUGCAGCAGCUGAGCGCAUGGAACUUAUUGGUAACAAAGGGAGACGGUCGUCCGCAGUACAUGUGCAUUUCCUGCAUUGCCGAAUUCCAGAGGCUGUUGCAAUUUAAGUGCAGCUGCCUCGAGGCCCAUGAGCAGUACGCAGAGCAUCAGCAAACUCCUGGUAUAAAGAUAAAAAAUGAACUCGAAAUUCAGGCGGAGGAGAAGUUCUGUGGCUUCAUUUAUCUCGACUCGGACGAGGAAGUGAGCGACGAAGAUGGCAGCCGACGGGUCUUCGCAGCCUUCGAUAUUCAACAUGUGCCCAUUAAGGAAGAGCACAUGGCCCGAGUGCCGACACAACAGAGUGAUAUUAAGUUUGUGCCGCCACAACCGCAGCCACUGCUUCCGCUGGUGGGUGUAAAAACCGAGGCGGAGCACGAGCUCAAGUUUAAGAGCUCUCCAAAAGAAGAAGAACUUGAUGUUGGUGGGAUUUCCAAUAAAAGUGGAAGCAAUGCCAAUAACAUUUCCUUUGAAAGUGAAAGCAAUCCCAAUGCCAUAUCGUAUGAAAUUGAAAAUGAUAAUGAUAAUGAGAGCGACGAAGAAGAAGUCCUCAAAUUCACAUACGACGAUGAUGAAGAUGCCAUGAUCAUUCCACAGCCUAUGCAAUCCACGUCUACUCUCUGUAAGAUCUGCUUCCAAGAGAUACCCAACCAGCUUUACCAGACGCAUAUGGAGCGAAUGCACCUGUCCAAGGAUUGGGAGUGUCAUCUCUGUGGCAAGAAGUUCUUGAAUUGUAAAGAGUCACGUCUGAAGUUGCACAUGAAAUGGCACAAACUUCAGCGCCGUCUGAAAUGCCCGAUCUGUGGCUUCUUUUGCAACUCAAAGGAGACCCUCAAGGAUCACAAGCGAGCUGUGCACUCGCGUACCGUCUGCCAAUAUUGUGGAAAGGUUAUGAAACCCAAUAUACUGCAGUCGCAUAUGAAGAAGCAUCUGGAUGAACGUGAAGCUGAGUUGGCCCAAAAGCUGGCAUCUGCAGAGCCUCUAGGUGCUUCUGCUUCAGACCAGAUGCUGAUGCCUGUCAAGGAUUUCGGUCCUUUUUAUUCAGGCGAAAGUAAGCUCAAAGUUGUGAACCAUCUGCGACCACCGUCUACUUCCUCUGCAGUCCAGAAACUGACACAUUUGGACCAGCCAGAGACGGCGUCUGCAGCUCAGAAACGUGCCUCAAUGCAGACUCAAGUUCCGCUUUCUCCAUUGUCUUUUAAGAAUAAUAAGGAGAUUUCAGCUACAUCUUCUCCUAUCCAGCAGCAUCGGGAAUUUCCGGUGCCCAUUUCUCCAGUUCUGCUGAAUAAUCCAGUUCAGCAGCAAAAGCUGCACUCUCCAGUCAAGCAGCAACAGAUGCUACAAUCUCCAGUCAAGCAGCAGCUGCAUUCUCCCCACCAACAGCAAAAGGAGCAGCAAAAACCUGAGGACACUCCAGUGACUUACUCUCCCGUAAUGCCAAUUUGUGUCAUCCAAUGCGCCUUCUGCAGCGAAAAGUUUAAGAAGCCCCAGCAACUGCAGGACCAUGUGCUGAGCAAACACAAGGACAUAAAUAGUCCACCAACAAAAAUCAAGCCACCGCAGAAGCUGCAGCUGCAGCCCUUACCAACAGCCAUUAACAUGGACAUGGACACCGAUCAAACCUCCUUCGAAUCGGCCUCAACUACUUCUAAUCAGGUAUCAUCCACAAUGGAUGUAAGCCAGAAUAGCAGCUCUGCCAGCUGCAAUUCCUCCAUUAACAAUUCCUACAACAAAUCCUACUGCAAGUGUCACAUAUGCGGCAAGGCAUUCGAUUUGAAAAUCAAACUUAAUCGACAUCUCAAGCAGCACAAUAAGGCUCCCUUCUAGGCUCUGUGUGCUCUCACUUUUUCUUUGUGAUUUUUUUGGUUGGUUGUUGAAAGAGCCGCACAUCCUGGAUUGAAUCCUUAGUAAAUGCAUUUUUAUUCUUAAGUCUGGGUUCGACCUUUUUUUAACUUUCAAGUGCACAAAUUGCAUUAGUUCUUUCCUUGGAAAAUUCCUUUGCCAUUCUAUCAUUUACAUAUUGUCUAAGCCAAUCUCAGUUUAAGCUAAGAAUUUAAGUGGAAAAAUGCAUUAUCCCAUAGCCGAUAAUGCCAGCUCUUCAUCAGCCACAAGAAUGAAGGACAAGGCUGACCCGAUGGCUGCCAAGUAUUCAUGCAAAUAAACUUGAAAAUCGAACCUAA